AGCUACAGUUCACUGGACCGAAGAAAGUUGAAUCAUUGCUAUGUAGACCGUAUGUUGAAAGCACCAAUCGUUUGAGCAGAACGCCAAAACGAAACCAAAAUAAUACAGUUUUUCGCGCCAUUCGCCUAUCAUAUUUAGUUCGGGUUGAUCCAUUCCAUGCUGAUUCAACAUAAUUGUACUUGUUGUAAUUGGUUUCACUUAUCUAGUAUCGACAAAUAUUUAUCACAGGCGUUUAUUAAUUACUCAUUUCGGAGAUCUAAUGAUGAAUUACCCUACCGAUAAAAGAAACGCAGUUUCGUCAGACAGAGAGUUCGCGUUUUCGGAUAUCUCUUUCGACUUCGUCCGUCAGGCCCAGAACGAGUUCUGCUUAGACCGUGAUUGGGACCAAUAUCACACUCCAAGGAACUUAAUGUUAGCUUUAGUUGGCGAAAUUGGCGAACUCGCUGAAAUAUUCCAAUGGAAGGGCGAAAUCUCUAAAGGCGUGCCUGAACUGAGCUCCGAUGAGAAAACGCACCUGGGUGAAGAACUUAGCGAUGUCCUUCUUUAUCUGAUCAGAUUAGCCGAACGCUGUGAAGUGGACUUACCAAUGGAAGCUCUACGGAAGUUGAAAAAAAACGCGGAAAAGUAUCCUGUUAGCCUUGCGAAAGGCCGCAGCGGGAAACAUGACCAAUCGCAGUAAAACGUUGAAGUUAUCAAGCAAUUAAAAAUGUCUGAUAUUUCGUAGAUAAAGACGUAAGAGGGUUACGCAAGAAUGUGCUGAACUCCAGUAAAUGCAACGAAUGAAUGUUAAUAAAAUAGCAGAAUAUUCAUCCCCAUUGAAUCCUUCUGUGUCUGCAAUUCGUAAUUACUUCCAUUUUUGACUUCUGGGAAGCCUAGGAUAAUAGCAUUAAAAUUUCGUUACUCCACAGUGCAACAUGCAAUUGAUUGUACGAUUGCUAAGGUGGCUUAAAGCCUCGCCAACAAAGAAAAUAAAAAAUGACUCGACCAUAUUUAGUUAGGUUAGACACCCAUGCCAAAAUGGCGGAACACGAUCGUCUGUGUCUGUUCAGUAAAUACAAUUAAUUCGCUUUCACUAAUUUUUUGCAUAGCUGUAGCUACUACCUUAAUAAAUUAAGACAUUUUCUAUCUGGACAUAUUUUUUUUUAUUCUGUUAUUAUAGUCAUAUAAUUAUUAUACAGUAUGCUAGCAAUCGGCAUGCUAUCUCACACGCAUUGUCUCCCACUGUUACUGAAUGUAAUAGCGUUGGUGUGUCGGUACCUUAUCAUAGAAGAACUUAAUAAAUUAUACAACGACUACAAAAUACUAAUGGUCCUUCGUUGCGUAACAGAUUGGCAUAUCACGUACUCGAGCUUCGUUUAGCUUCUGUUUCAUUUUCCCAUUUAACUAUUUAAGUACUAUACUUCAUUUUGGCAGGUUUUCGUGUGCACUGAAAAUUGCUAUGUUACAUAAAAUAGUCUACCUUUGAGGAUGAUUCUUUUCCAAAAAUACUUCAGACUAUACAAGCACUCUAAGAACACGUUUUUUAGCCACGUGACCUUGGUAUAGAGGCUGUUUGAUGCACAGAAAAUAUGGCCACUUGAAAGCGGUUAGCGGUUUUGUAGUGGCACACAUUUCAAAACAGAUAGUAUCAGAGCAACACUGUAUGUUGCUGUUUUAUGCGCCUAGUGUUAUAACCAUUGUCUUCCUUUAUGGCUUGGAAGGCUACUUUAGCGUUUGUUUAUAUGUUUCUUAGUUUUUUGGUCUUCAAAUAAUACGUGUCGAAUACAACAGGUAAUCAACAUUUAUAGCUAUGUAGCAUUACUAUGAAGAAUACGCUAUCGAACAGCCGUACAUGAAGGAAAUCAAUACAGCUUUGAAUAUAGAGAAGAUUUGUUCAUGAAACUCCAGCAAAAUGGUGAUUCUUCACUCAGUCAUUCAUUAAAUCAAGACAUUAUACAUACAUUUUCAUACAGUCUUCAGCAACCUUCUGAACAGUUUUCACUUGGCAAGCGUAAGCAAUAAUAUUUGCUUGCCUGAGCUCAUUAAGACCUUUCUUAGCGGAUAGUUCGUAAACGCCCUUGCACUAAAGAACACGUGCGGUGCUACAGUAUCAUAGCGGAAGCACGAGGACAGACCUUCACGCCAAGACCCCACCGGAACCUAAAUACGUAUUAAUCAGAGCUCUCAUUUAGAGUUUAUCUCCGUUGACGGCACAUGCAUAUAAUGUAGCAGCCUUGGAAAUCCAAUGGUCGAAUAAUAUCGUAUAAAAUCCUUUUAAUAAGUUUAAAUAAAAAAAAAUUAAAUUAAAUUUUAACUUGAUCUUAUGUAAUUUGUAAGUCUUAGACGAAACCAUCACAGCUCUCUGCACAAUACUCAUUCUAACUAUCAUUCACAACCUUUGAAAACACCCGCAUCAUUAUCAU
Varroa destructor (honeybee mite) is the source of this 2402-nucleotide messenger RNA. Its product is annotated as dCTP pyrophosphatase 1-like. The record is from RefSeq and is a predicted model, not a curated record. Gene Ontology annotation, molecular function: nucleoside triphosphate diphosphatase activity. Lineage: Eukaryota; Metazoa; Arthropoda; Arachnida; Mesostigmata; Varroidae. Gene Ontology annotation, biological process: nucleoside triphosphate catabolic process.